Messenger RNA from Cylas formicarius (sweet potato weevil), 2781 nucleotides. RefSeq names its product polycystin-1-like protein 2. The transcript is spliced from 11 exons. The annotation marks the transcript as partial. Lineage: Eukaryota; Metazoa; Arthropoda; Insecta; Coleoptera; Brentidae. The record is from RefSeq and is a predicted model, not a curated record. Gene Ontology annotation, molecular function: calcium channel activity; protein binding. Gene Ontology annotation, biological process: detection of mechanical stimulus. Gene Ontology annotation, cellular component: membrane.
UUUGUAUGCUAUUGCGUUGUGCUUGGCUUCGCUUUACUCGAAAGGCCCAAAGAUUUUUAUGAUAAAAUCUACUUUUUGGCAGACGUGCCACGUUGCUACGAGUUCAACUAUUUAAUAAUUGUCGAAACUGGAAAUAAGAGAAAUGCCGGAACUACAUCAAACGUCACUAUAAAACUGCAUGGUUCAGAAACCGAUAGUUUGCAACACGUUUUGAAUUAUCCGGAUCCCGAAAAGAGGAUAUUACAAAGCAACAAUGAAGAUUUGUUUGUGGUCAGUACCGAACACCCUUUAGGCGAGUUGGAAGAAAUAGAAUUGUGGAUCGAUUCUAUUGGAAAUAAUCCAAGCUGGUACUGUUCGGGAGUACGAAUCUACGACUUUCAAUCAAAAAAUAUUUGGAGUUUCGAUGUUAAACAUUGGUUUAAUGCGAGCAGCGCUUUUUACGUUUCAAAGGUAUCAAAAAGUGCAACGGAAGAUCAAGUGAAAAUAAAGAAAAAGAAAUCUCACUUCUUUAGAGAUACGAAGCGAUACCAUACUUGGAGCAUAAAAAAUUCAGACGAAGUUAUGACGAAAAAGGAAAGAGGCACAAUAAUUUUGUCAAUUGUUGUAACUGUGUUUGGAACUGAAAUGUUGUUCUACAAUUGUCCCAGAUUUGACAACAGCGACGGCAUAGACUUUAAUGAUUUGGGUUUUAAUUUCAAUUUAGAAAAAACGGUUACAGACCAAGUAUCAAAAAUGCUUUUACAUAUUGAAGUUCAAAAGGCAGCAGUAUACAAGAGCUUUGGAGAACUAGCUCUAAGACCUCAUUUCGAACACCUUUAUUAUCCGCUGGACGAAAAAACCAAAAAGGAAAGAAAGUCAUGGCAAGAAGCAAAAGCAAAAAUUUUAGAAAUUUUGGAAGAUUUAAUUAUGAUAGUUGUCUACGUGUCCCUCUUAUAUGCUGUAAUUUUACUAGACAGAGAUAAAUUUAGCAUUUAUAGUCACGAAGAAAUGCACAAUUUGGUAUCUGGGUCGCAUGUUGUGACGAAAAUGAAGUUUGACAAUGUUCGGAGUCUUAACCACAUUGUUCAAUAUAUUGAGCAGACUUUCAUCCCAUCGCUACAAGCCCGAGAAUGGUACGAUGGUUACGUGAAAGACUAUCCCGGUUUGACAAAAGAUUUCGCCAACAAAUACAUGGGUGUUGCACGAAUCAGGCAACACAGGACCAAAUACGAAGCUUGCGCAUUACCAACCCAAAUGAAGUUUUUUAAUAUCACUUGUAGAUCAAGGUUCGCUGCGGCGGAAGAAUAUCGAAGUUUUAUGGACAGAUGGAAUCGUCAAACACUGGCGCUCGGUAAAAUCAAUCAGCGAAUGAGAAUUGCUUGGAUUUAUACCAAUGCAACGAUGACCGGAACAUUUGCCUAUGCAGGGAAGUUUGCUGUAUACCCCGGAGGAGGAUAUAUAACGCCCCUUGGUAGGACUAUUAAGAAUUCGUACAUAAAUAUGCAGUACUUAAAACGGAAAAAUUGGUUGGACCUUUUAACGAGAGCGGUUUUCUUAGAAUUUUUAACUUAUAACCCCAACUGCAACGUUUUCAAUUCCAUCCGAGUCGUCUUUGAAAUCAGUGCGACCGGGCUUGUUGAAAAGAAAUUGGAGAUUCAAACCAGAAAGCUGUUAUUCCUCAAAAGCGAAGUAGUGGCUAUGAGAAAGGUUGUAUAUAUCGCAUUUAUUGCGAUUUUGCUUACAUAUGCUAUCAAAACAACAUACAGAAUAUUCAAAAAGUGGAAAAUCGCCCUCAAAGACAUUUGGUGUAUUAUCGAUAUAGUAAUUGUAUCGUGCAGUUUCGGGACAAUUUACCUCUACACCGCAAGAAUGACCCAAAUUGACGCGUAUUUGUCGGAAUUAGCCGAAACCGCAAACAAUAAGUUUGUUAACUACUUCCACCUAUUUACAGCCUACAAUAUGCUAACGUCGUUUGCCGGAUUUUUGAUUUUUAUCGCGACUUUUCGGCUGUGGAAACUUUUAAGAUUCCUGGUAAUCAUUAAAAUAGUGGAGAAAACGUUGAAAGAUUCGGCAGUGCCUGUACUCGUUCUCUUCAUAUAUCAACUAAUUUAUACCGUUGGAUUUUCUAUGGCUGGAAGCUUGCUAUUUGGUGAAAUGUUAGUAGACUUCAGAAGUUUCGUCAACAGUUUUACGACGUUAAUGCUUCUUGGUGUAGGUUUGUACGGAAUUGAUAUAAAAGUUGUGUCCGAACAUCCAAUCGGUCCAAUAUACUACGUGUUGUAUAUGUUAUGUUCCCUAUUUACAGUAACGACUUACAUAGCCAUCGUAACGAUAUAUUAUUCGGAAGCGAAUGAAUUUUACUGUAACGAACGAGGUUUAGUACAAACUUACCUAAAGCAAAAGUGGACCUAUUACUCCACCUUACUUAAAAUUAGACUUAAAAACUUACGCGGGGGACAAGAAAAUAAAACUCGGAAUUAUCUAGUACCUCCAAAACCCGACGCGUAUAGAUACUCGAAAUGUCUGAGUAUUCCUAAGAAUAGAUUAAACAUCAUGGCGUUAGUAUCGAAAUGCGUCCUUCGAAAUAGGGAGCGAAAUGGAGAUUUGACGGAAUCCGAUUUAGAACUGAUGAGACGUAUUAUCGACAGAUUGAUGCGCGAGGUCAGACUUAAGGAACAACCUUAUAUAGUCCCCAAGAAAAAAAAGUCUAUUUAUGAGGAAAGGGUAGAGAGACUGCAGAUGUUAGUUAAAAACGUAGAGACCAUGCUGGACAUUUUAGGAAACGUCAAUUUCGACUCGUGA